Messenger RNA from Komagataella phaffii GS115, 543 nucleotides. RefSeq lists its product as hypothetical. Gene Ontology annotation, molecular function: RNA binding; DNA binding. The transcript has a single exon. NCBI's taxonomy places the organism in Eukaryota, Fungi, Ascomycota, Pichiomycetes, Pichiales, Pichiaceae. Gene Ontology annotation, cellular component: exosome (RNase complex); nucleolus. Bases 1 to 543 code for a protein of 180 amino acids. The record is from RefSeq and is a predicted model, not a curated record. Gene Ontology annotation, biological process: maturation of 5.8S rRNA; regulation of gene expression.
AUGGAAAACGUUGAUACGGUCCAGAAACUCGUGAAUAAUCUUGACGUAAGACUGGACAAUGUUUCUGCCUCGUUGGACGAGAUUCUCGAGUUUAAGAAGCUAGAUGAUAUCAUAGAGAAAAUGUCACAAUUAGAUCAAUGCAAAAUGCUAAAUUCUUUGAGCUAUAUACUAUCUUCAUUGUAUUUUGCAUACCUGAAAGUUAAUGGAGUAAAAGAUGUGCAUACUCAUGGUAUUAUGAGCGACCUACAGCGGGUAAAAUUAUACAUGAACAGAGUUAAAACUUUCGAAGAGAGAUCAAGAGAGUCCGAAGUCCAAGAAAUCCAAAUGAAGGAGAGUAUUCACAACAAUUUGAAGGAUUCGCUAGGAACCCCAGCCAUUAGCUCCGCCAACUUCAAUGAUAAUAAACAAAACACUCACAUAAAAUUUGAAAAUAUAUGUAAUACUAAUGAUACGAACACAACGAAAAUUGUUGAUUCGAUUAAGAAAAAUACCAAGAAGAUAAGAAAAAGGUCUCAAAAGAAAAAUGUCAAGGUUUCCAAAUGA